AUGUCGAAGGUUAAUAAAUCUAAAACACUCAGUCUGGACGAAAUUAAAAAUAUUAUUGCUCGUGACAUUAAGUUAGGAAGCGAGCAUGACAAUCUAUCGGACACUACGGUAAAUCUAUACACUAGGCAACUGAUCAAGCUCUACAAGGCCGGCGUUGCGAAAGAGCAAUGGUCCCCAAAUGAGUUCAUCGCCAAUAUUCAGUAUCCAAACAAAUACGACGACGUGACGUUUCAAAAGACGUUUAAGGUACAGAGCUCGACGAUCGUUGCACUUCUGAUGAGCAUCUGCACGAGUAAAGAGAGUCUGAUACUAACACUGAACGCCAUGUGUAAGAUGGUCAAGAACAGAUAUCGGGAUGCAUUUGGAUACUACAAUACGAUUCGAAAGGAACUGAGUAAGCAAAACAAGGCUGCAAAGCUGGACAACGAACUGACACCCGAGGAAGAGAAGAAAUACAUCAGCUAUGAAGAACUCAUGUCCGUCCCUGGUAAAGUCGCAAAGGUGCUCAACGAAACGUAUGGCAAAAUAUUCCUGUCCCGAUCCGAGUUUGAGGAGCUGGCCAAAGCUAAGAGAACUGAUUACUUGAAGCUCGUGUUUGAUUAUAUUACGUUGUGGUUGAACGUGCAUUAUCCACUUCGUUUGGUAUGGCCAAGUGUCAUGCUCACCCCUGAGGAAGGUGCUAAUUGUCUUCAAGGAAACGUUUUACAUCUGAAUGAUUUCAAGAAUGUUCGGCUCAUGGGACCGCAAACGAUUCAGUUGGAUAGCACUACGAUGAGCUUGAUCAAGUCAUAUCUUGAGUUCUUGACUAACACAGUUAGAGAACAACCUAGCAAACUCCUGUGGCGCAUUUUCAAUAGACAGCCAGAUCAAUGA
Molecule: messenger RNA, 873 nt
Organism: Phytophthora nicotianae INRA-310
Lineage: Eukaryota; Oomycota; Peronosporomycetes; Peronosporales; Peronosporaceae
Exons: 2
Coding region: 1-873 (290 amino acids)
Source: RefSeq, a predicted model, not a curated record